Molecule: messenger RNA, 876 nt
Organism: Uncinocarpus reesii 1704
Lineage: Eukaryota; Fungi; Ascomycota; Eurotiomycetes; Onygenales; Onygenaceae
Exons: 6
Coding region: 1-876 (291 amino acids)
Source: RefSeq, a predicted model, not a curated record
AUGAAGUUUUCAACCGCUUUCGCUCUUUCUGCUCUUGUCUCAUGCAGCCAGGUUGCUGCGCAUGGAACCAUCACUCUCGUUAAAGGCGCCAAUGGCGUCAACAUGCCCGGUUUGAGUGUUGUUGAUGGAACACCACGUGGUUGUGCUUCCGCUGCCUGCGGUGCACAGAAAGACACCGCCAUCAUCCGCAACUCCGAGAUGGGCGGCAAGGCUAGCGCGCUCGGUCGCACCGCCUACGGCCCCGUUGACCCAAGCAAGGUCAUGGAUGCAUACAUGGGACGAUCCAAGCGACAUGCUCGUGACCUAUUGGGCGCUCGCCAGUUGAUCAAUGAAGCAGCGUCUGCCUUCACCGGACCCAUUGGUGCUGUACUCAAUGGCGUCCAAGAUCUCGUUCAGCCCACCCCAUUAAAGCCUCUAAUGGAUAGCAUCACAAAUGCUGGCAAUGGCCUUGGGGGUGCGAUGCCAGGUAUGGCUACCGGUGCCGUCGUUGGCGCCGAUAUCAAAGAGGGCGGCGUCAACCAAUACUACGGCAAAGGCAAAUCGGCCGGCCUCCCAACAGCAUCUUCCGACGGAACCGUGACGAUGAUCUACCACCAGGUCAACCAAGAUGGAGCGGGACCUCUCUUGGCUGAAAUUGAUCCAUCCAGCGGUGGCCAGGACCCAGGCGCUUUCCAGAAGGCCCAGAUCCUCACCAACAUCCCCGGUGUCGCUGGCCUUUCCACCAGCUCGAACUCCGAUUUUGAAAUUAAGGUCAAGAUGCCUGAGGGUAUGAAAUGUACCGGCACCGUUGGAUCGGCGAAGAAUGUUUGCAUUGCAAGAGUUCGCAAUGCCGCUCUUUCCGGUCCCUUUGGUGGCUCUGCUGCUUUCACCCAGUAA